AUGGGGCAUGUUUUAGAGCUAGAGGGGAAGGUCUCCAAGCUUACUCAGAAUUUGGAGGGGAAAGAAAAGGAUGUCGCAGCUCGUGAGAAGGUGACGGUGAAAAAUUUCCAGGAAUCCGACAAUUAUCAGGAAUUGAUUGGUGGGUAUUACCUGGCAGGUUAUAAAGCUUAUAGGGCCGAGACACUGAUGAAAUUUCUCAACGUUGAUUUUAGCCUUCUCCAACUUUCUUCUAGUG
Messenger RNA from Ilex paraguariensis (yerba mate), 235 nucleotides. Lineage: Eukaryota; Viridiplantae; Streptophyta; Magnoliopsida; Aquifoliales; Aquifoliaceae. The record is from the annotation of a GenBank genome assembly.